UCUAAUAUGCAGAAACCCAUUGCGCAUGCGUGAGGGCGGCUAAAUUCAAAACUCAAGACGUUAGCUUUUAAACUCGUCGAUGUUAAUUUCGGGUUGUAGCGCAUUUAUCCACUGCUAAAUACACAUAUAACAAGAACUGUUUUCAUUUAGUUGACAAGUACUAACACCAAUGUAUCGAUGGUAAAAGGAGACAUUUAGCUCACAGCUACUGCGAGUUAAACAUGGAGCCUCUGGAUCCUGCCAAGAAUGCUGAAGGCAGCGGAUUUUCCAAGCGGCGCAUUUCUUCGAUUUUAAAAGCUCCGCGGAAGUCAACCAUCUGUCGUGACCCAGAGCAACAGGAAAAUAAGGUGGAAAAUACCAGACCAUUGGAAAAGAGGAAUUCAAGGAGAGUCAGUUUUGCCCCUGCCAAUGAUGUUCUACUGUUUGCAAAGGAUGCCAAGAAUGCCUCCCCUGCUCGAAGUCCUCUGCAAGAGUUAAUGGCAGCAGCUGCUGCAACAACACAAAAUAGGCUCCAGGAACCAGAAGAUGGGAAUCAGCAAAUCAAGGGUAUAGAAAACCUACUGAAUGCUCCUCUUCAUGCUUCUCAACAAAGGGAUGUGGUCAAUUUUGACACUGGGAAUGACUUUGGGGAGAAAACAGUGACGUUUUCCAUGGAGGAUGCAGUCAUGGACAUGACCCAUAGUCACACCAUCAACAUCGCCAAUGAUGCAGAAUUACUUGGAGAUAUAUCCAUGCAAAACUAUGACAUACUUGCUGGUGAAGACAGAAAAGUGACUGUGGAUCAAUCCACAGAUGUAUCCCUGAGUCAUAUUGUAAAUAUGAAGAGUGGGUCAGUACCAAUACCAACAGGCAGAGGCUCAGAUCUAAGUGUAGAGAAGAGAAACUUAUCUUCAAAAUUACCUUGUUUGGAUCCUGGAUUUGAGAACUUCCUUGCAAGUCUUUCCAAACCAAGCACCGAUACUGUGACCACCAGGAUGAUUCCUUUUGCUGAGCCAUCCUCCGACGAAACCAGCAGCUCCCUGUUCCAGAAUAAAACUCAAAGAGCUGAUGUGGACAAAGAAAAUCAGGUUCCGAAGUCCCAUAAUUCCAGCAGGAAGAUUGGCGAAUCAUUUGAAAGACAUGCCUUUUGUCCAGAAGGUGAUGUGGACAUGGACAUCAGUGAAGCUCAGACAGGCCGUAUUCUUGGAGUUGGUGAUGAUCCUUUUCAGUGUCUUUUCCCCAUUGAAGCCAUGUGUGCCCACACGGACAAAAUAACAUCCCAGAUGACAGAGAUUCAACAGCAGCAGAGCAGUAAAAUGUUGGGAUCAUCUGACCUAAAAGAGAAGAAAUCCUUCAUAAACCCACUUCUUCAUGCUCCACAUCAAAGACCUAUUGUCAUCUCUGAUCCAAAAGAUAAAUGCAGAGAGAAAACAAUCAUCUUCACUGCAGAUGAUGAGUGUUUGGAUAUGACUCAGAGUCACACAGUGAACAUUGCCAGCAGUUCAUUAGCUCCAGUGCAAAGCUCUGCAAAUACUUUGGAUGCAGGAUUUAAUAACUUUCUUGCAAGUCUUUCCAGACCAAGUGACCCCAGCAGAAAUCCUGACACUCACAGAAGAAAACCUAUCACCUCACCAACCUCUAAAACAACCAACGAUGCAAAUAGUUCCCUGUCACAGCAUAAAACGCCAAGACCACGUGCCGGUAAAGAAAACUGCCUGUCUAAUACAAGUGGGAGCAUUAGAAAACCAUUUAGUGGAGGCAUAACUGGCACUAAAGAUGAUACAAGCUUGGACCUGACAGAAACGCAAACAGGGCGCGUCCCAGGACUCACUGGGUCAGACGAUCCUUUUCAGUUUCUCAUUCCCUCAGAAGACGUGUACCCUCUCAGUGAAAGUCGGAAGCAAGCAGAUGUGACUUCUAGACAGCAAAGCAGUGGAUUCAGAUUCCCUAACCAUCAAGGCAUGGAAACCUCAAUAAAGCCAUCUGUAAAGUUACAGCUACAAAGACAACAGGAAAAACCUGAAAUUGAAGAUGACCAUGAAGAGAAAACAGUGAGGUUUUCUGCUGAGGAUGCCUGUAUGGAUGUAACACAAAGUCAAACUGUAAACAUUUUCACUGAUUUAAAACUACAGUUAUACCACAAUGUUGACUUGGCACCCUCAUGCGGGGAGAAAACUGUGAGGUUCACUGUAGAUGAUGCGCCAAUGGAUAUGACGCAGUGCCUCACUGUCAAUAUAGACAGCAAUUUAGUGUCGGAUUCAGUCCCUUCUGUGAGGAAACAAGAAAUCAAGACCUGUGGUCCACCUCAACAUGGAUCGUCAUCUACACACCAUUCUGACUCAAGAUUUAGUAACCCCUUGACAAAUACAUCAAAACCAAGUGUAAAAUCUUAUGAUGGAUUUGCAAUCUGUCCUAAAGAUGAUGUAAGCAUAGAUAUGACUGAAGUUCACAUUGCAGAAGGUCUAGGUACAGAUGAUCCUCUUCAGUGUCUUUUGACCACCAAAGGCAUGCGCCCUCAAAGUGUUAACUUAAAGAAAACAGAGAUGACUUCACAGCAGCAAAGCAAUGAAGCCACUGGGACAUCAAAGUAUAAAGCUAUGGAAACCUCAGUGCAGACGUCUUUAAAGACAAAACUGCAAAGACAUCAGGUCACAUUUGAUGCUGAAGAUGAAGGCAAAGAGAAAACUGUGAGGUUUACUUUUGAUGACGCCUGUAUAGAUAUGACAAGAAGUCACACUUUAAACAUUGCCACUGAUUUAAAUAUGCUGCAACAUCAAAAUAUGGACCUCUUACUUGCCAACAGAAAAAAGACCAUGAGACUCCCUGCAGGUGACACAUCCAUGGAUGUGACAAGACGUCACACUUCAAACAUUGUCAGUCGUUUACCACAGCAAUCAUACCAAAGUGUGGACAGGCCUGCAUAUGAAGAGAAGACCGUGAGGUUCACUGCAGAUGACGCAUCCAUGGAUGUGACAAGAAGUCACACUGUAAACAUUGCCACUGAUUUAAAUAUGCUGCAACAUCAAAAUGUGGACCUCUUACUUGCCAACAGAAAAAAGACCACGAGACUCCCUGCAGAUGACACAUCCAUGGAUGUGACAAAACGUCACACUUUAAACAUUGUCAGUCGUUUACCACAGCAAUCAUACCAAACUGUGGACAGGCCUGCAUAUGAAGAGAAGACCGUGAGGUUCACUGCAGAUGACGCAACCAUGGAUGUGACAAGAAGUCACACUGUAAACAUUGCCACUGAUUUAAAUAUGCUGCAACAUCAAAAUGUGGACCUCAUACCUGCCAACAGUGAGAAGACCGUGAGGUUCACUGCAGAUGACGCAACCAUGGAUGUGACAAGAAGUCACACUGUAAACAUUGCCACUGAUAUAAAUGCACCAUCAGAGGAAAAUUUGAACCUCAUAAGUGCUAACAGAGAGAAAAUGGCAAAGAAAGAUGCCAUGGAUGUGACACGAAGUCCCACUGUAAAUGCGUCCACUGACUUAAAUCUGCAGUCAUAUCAAAAUGUGCUUCCAUUAUCUACCAAUGGAGAAAAAAACAGGUACAGUGCCAAUGAUGAAACCAUGGAUGUGACAAGAAGCCACACAGUGAACAUCGCCGCCAAGUUUGACCCAAAGUUGAGCCAAAAUGUGGCAUUAUUACCCAAUAACCCUGAGAAACCUGUGAGAUUAACUGCAAGUAACACGUCUGUGAUUAUGUCACAAAGUCAAACUGUAAACAUGAUGACCGAUGUUGACUCAAAGUUAUAUCAAAAUAUGGAUUUUGUUCCUACAUGUGGGGAGAGAACCACAUCCACCACAAAUGACGCAACUAUGGAUAUGACCCGCAGCCUUACUGUUAAUAUUGCAAGUAAUUCUGCGUCAGGCUUGGUUUUAACUUCUGAAAAAUUUCCGCUCAACCGUGAAAAUUUGAAUUUCCCUGUUGGUGUAAAGAAGUCAGACAAUGAGACCUGUGUUCCGCAUUCAAAUAGGCCUUCAUUAGCAUACGGUGUAAAUCAAGAAUUUGACAACUCGCUGUAUAAAACAACAUCAGAGGCUGCUGAUACUCUAUUUCCUCAAGAAACGGAUUCAAAUGUUGUUUUGGUUCCGCUUAAACCUGACAUGAGUACUGAAAAUGAAGCUUCAAGUUUGGUUUUACCUGUCAUGGAAAAGACAGUAAAUAAAACGACAGACUGCCCAGAAAUCAGCGUAAAUAUGGACAUGACUAAAGUUCAAACAUGCUCCAUUUUGGAACAAAUGUGCACAGAUGAUACUUCUCAAAGUCUUUCCUCUGCACAAGGCCCCACUUCUGAUCUUUUGUUGAAAGCAGAGUUGACUUCACAGAACAAUGGAGCACUGGGAUCCCCCAUCUCUGAUGAUGCAGAAAUCAAAAACCCUCCAGAUUCUCUUGACUCAAAUGAAACUGAGACCAUAGAAGAAAACGAACCAGCACCUACAGCUUAUCAGUCCCAGAAAAUGGGAAGUUCACCAAGCACUGUUGACCAAGAUGGUGACGCUUCACGUUCAAGGAAAUCUAGACGAAUGAGUCUAGCUAAUCUCCAGUCAAAAGUCAGACGUUUGAGUCACAUCAUAAAUACAGCUCCAGAUGCUAUGGCCAUUGAUAGCUGCACAGCUCCUUUGCCUCAGUUGAACCAGGACUUGAAUAAAAACUCAAAUGAUGAAACCACAUCUCUACCAGAAGUGGAACUAGAGCUUGAAAUGGUAAACCUGCAAGAUAACACACAAGCUUUCGGUCUCAAGCAAGCAGAACAACUCUGUGCUACAUCUACUGCCACCCCUUUCAAUUUGAAGACAAAAACACUUAUAUCAAGACUCUCAGUUGGAGGAUUUAAGCCAAAACUUCCCCAGAGAGACAACACAGAAAGAACAAAGAAGAUGACAUCUGGGGAACCUACAAAGACAGUCACUGUCAACAUAACCAGUCAGCUAAAUAACUCUGACAACGUCAGUGAUAUUUAUGAUGAAGAGCUGGGAAGCUAUGAGGAUAUAUCAGAAACACUGGAAACCAGAAGUCCUGACAAAAACUUUGAAAAGGAGGGUCUUUUCUAUGAGUUCAACAUGUUUGAGCCUUUGGAGGAAAACGUCUUUGAGGAAGAGUCUGUUAGGACUGUCCAUGGACAAAAGAGAUCUCUGCCAGAAGAUGAAGACAAUAAGGAAGAUGAGAAGAGACUGAAAGCAUCCACUAAGUUUACUGAACUGACCCCUCAAUCGGAUGCUGUUGAGUUUGACAGGGAUAAAGCUUCCACUCGCACCACCACACACACCAUUGAUUUCUCCAGCACCAGCCACACAGCCAGCAGAUGUGAAGCUGCAUGUGAAUCAACUAUUAAAAACAGUCUGUUUGAAUCCCAGAUAGAAGACUACGACAGUGAUGCUCAGAACAAACUGGAAGACGGCACAAUUACGGUUUUAGAGUUCUUCAAACUCUUCAACAUAGACUUUGUCAUCCAUAAUCCUCGCCAAAGUAUUGUUGCUGGCAAACUUCAGUCUGACACAGAUACCAAACCCCUGGAUUUAUUAAAAGGCAGGCAUAUAAGCCUUCCUAAACAGCUGGUCUAUAAGAUGGACAUCAAGACCCUCACAGAAAAGGUUGAAGGGUUGAAGGUUCGAAUGAGGGAUCUUGAUAAACCUCUUAAGACUGUUAACAGGCAUUUGUGGGAGGAAAUGAGGCGUUCUUCGGAGAAAGAGAUGAAAUCUUUUGGUGCUAAACUAAAGGAGCAAAAUAACUUCUUCAGAAAAACAAGCAAAAUUCAGUCUCAUGAAAUGAAGGAGGUCCUCUACUCAACUCUUGUGAGGGCUAAUCAGGAGGAGCAGCAGAAAUUGAGAGGAACAAUAGAGGAGGCAGACGGGAUGAUAAAAAGUCUGGACGAGUGUAUUUGUGAAUUAGAAGCGGAACUUGCUGCGGUUGAAGAAAACGGUAGUGAAGAAAAGCCAAGUCUGGCAUCACUGCAGGAAGAAACAAACAACGUUACUGAAGCUUUGGCUGACAAGAGCAGACAAAUAUCUGAACUGGAGAUGCAGAAAACGCAGAAUUUAAGUAAACUUAAUAGACUGAAAGCUGAGACGAUGAACCUGGAGAGUCACAUCAACAUGCUCAAUAUGGUGAACGAAUGGAAGUUAAGAGAAAAAAGGGAAAACUGUACAGUCUACGCUUUUCUUCAUGAGACUAUGCUUCUGCAGCUGGUGUUUGAAAAGGCAGAUGACACGGGAUCUGAACAGAAAGUUACAGACAUUGCCUUCAAACUGGAACUUGACGAUGAGAAGUCAGACUUCUAUGCCCAUCUUGUUCACAAACUUGUCUCCAAGUUCAUUGAAAGAGAAUCAGCCUGGGUGGAGAAAUACCCAACACAAAGGCAUGUUCCAAAGCUGCUCCGUGAUGUAAGUUUAGUUGUAAGUCGCUGUCGUCUGCUGGGAGAGGAGCUGCGUUUGUUGAAAAUGUGGGGGGGUCUACGGCUUAAUAUACUCGACAUCAGCUGCAUGGACACUCGAUUGCACAUCGUUUUCAGCAGUCUGAAGAAAUGUUCAAAGUUUGAGGUGGUCUUUGCCACCAGUUUGAUCGACCAACUCUGUGUCCUUCAUGUAGAAAGUUUCAAGAACAUGAUUGGAAGCACGACGAUGCAACAGAUUGAGGAAAUCGUGGCAUCGUUCACUCCAGGCAAGAACCUUUUGACGAAGAUUGUCAGAAAGAUUCACAAUACUCUGCUUAGCUGAAAUCGGGAAGAUCCCCAGUCCCAUUCUGACUGCAGCUGUUCAUGAUUUGUUUACUGUACAGUAUAGAUAUUAAAAACUUUAAAUUCUUUUGAUAAAACCUUUAAGUCGUAUUAUAUAUUUUUGUUAACAAAAAACAAAAAUGUACAGGUUUCUAGGCAGCUUUUGUCCUCAUAUUAUAAAGUGAUUGUUUUUUUGUGUGUGCUUAUGAUGGAGCUGUAUUUUUGAGUUAAAGUUAAAAUGGAGUAAAAAAAAAUGGAGUUGUUUUCAACAUACAGCUUUAAAAAAAAAGAAAUAACUAAAAUCUGCUUGUAACAAUGGUCACCAAUAUUUGGAAACAAAAGUUUUUGUGUUCAAACUUCUAAAAAAAAUAAGGAUUUUUUUCUAAUUGAUAAUAAAAUAUAUAAUAAAAAAAUGUCUUCAUUCCAGAUAUGAAUUUGAAUUAAUAUUUUCUUUGAUCACAAUUUCAUGGUUAUUUACAAUUUUAACCUCAGUCAUUUUUGGUGCUUGGACAGUUUCUGCAGUCGCCUCUAGAUGGUGGACAUGGACUGUCAUGUUGCAGCUUAGUGAAGCAGUGAGCUUACAGCAUGUAAAUAUUUUUUUAUGUUAGGUAGUUUCAAUAAGGACCAAAUACAAACUUUUUUAUACUUAUGGCAGAAACUGUACUUUUGCUGUUUAAAAGCAGGAGUUGUAAAAUAAAUGUACAUGUUUUCCAAUAAUAAUCUUUUGUCAGUCACUCCUUGUAAGUUUUCUUGGAAUAUUGUAUUUAGUUUUGUUUUUUAUUUACAAAAUAAAGCUGUAUCUAAUUGCU
Molecule: messenger RNA, 7509 nt
Organism: Melanotaenia boesemani (Boeseman's rainbowfish)
Lineage: Eukaryota; Metazoa; Chordata; Actinopteri; Atheriniformes; Melanotaeniidae
Gene: knl1
Product: kinetochore scaffold 1
Exons: 35
Coding region: 222-6701 (2159 amino acids)
Biological process (GO): cell division; attachment of spindle microtubules to kinetochore; protein localization to kinetochore
Cellular component (GO): nucleus
Source: RefSeq, a predicted model, not a curated record